Messenger RNA from Fukomys damarensis (Damara mole-rat), 1210 nucleotides. It is a transcript of the gene Znf414, whose product is annotated as zinc finger protein 414. The coding region runs from base 145 to 1125 and encodes 326 amino acids. Lineage: Eukaryota; Metazoa; Chordata; Mammalia; Rodentia; Bathyergidae. The record is from RefSeq and is a predicted model, not a curated record. The transcript has 7 exons.
GCAGGCUCCUCCCCUGCUCUCGCGAGAGCUGGGAAGCAGAAAAUGGCGCGGACGUGAGUGCGAGCCCACGUCGCCGAGGAAGUCGCCGCCAACUGAUCCGGAGCCACCGGAGCCGCAGGAACAAGAGGUCGAGUGGACUGGAAGAUGGAGGAGGAACCCUCGGAGCCCAGCCCGGACACGCUGGCCCCUGCAGAGCCCAGCUCCAGUGAGACCGACAAGGAGGAGUUGUCUCCGGCUGUGGCUGCUUCGGCUGCCUCCAUGGAGGAGGAGUCUGGCCCUGAGCGGGUGGCCACACCCGCGAUGUGGGAAUCUGGAGGGCCACAGCAGGGUGCCUCCCCAGACAGCUGCCAGCCGGACCCUGGACCCAACCCUGGCCGGCCCAGCGCAGUCUCCGGGACCAGUGAAGACCUGCGGCCUGCCAAACGCCGCCCACAGCCAGGGACACACAUACCCUGCUCCAGCCCUGGCUGCCUCCUCAGUUUCCCCAGUGUUCGCGACCUGGCACAGCACCUGCGUACCCACUGCCCGCCCACCCAGUCCUUGGAAGGUAAGCUCUUCCGCUGCUCAGCCCUGAGCUGCACGGAGAGCUUCCCCAGCAUGCAGGAGCUUGUGGCCCAUGGCAAGCUGCAUUACAAGCCCAAUCGCUACUUCAAGUCCUACUUGAACCCCGCGUCGUUCGGCCUAAGUCCCCCACGCCUGCGCCCCUUCCUGACCACCGCUCCCGGGCCCCCAGCCUCCAGCGCCGCCGUCUGGAAAAAGAGCCAAGGUGCUGGCGGUAGCCCUCGAAGACCGCAGGGCGGCUCCGACGCGCCCUCAGCGCACGCGGCCCCGAGCCGCAUCGUGUGGGAGCACACGCGCGGCCGCUACUCGUGCAUGCAGUGCGCCUUCUCCACGGCCUCACGGCCCGCCAUGACACUGCACCUGCAGGACCACCGCCCCGGCGCCCCGGCGGGUAAGGCCGAGGGACGCGCGCGCGGAGAGGGCGGGGAGCCGGAGCGCAGGGACGGGUCCGACGCUCCGGGGCCCCCUGCUCUGCCCCACCCGGACCCGACCCCGACCCCGCUCGCCCCUGCGGUGUCGCAGCUGACAGCCGAGGGGGAGCUGCCGGUUUUCUCGCUGCUUUGAACUGCACCGCCCCCUGGCGUUGGGACGGGUGGGGCGGAGAGUUUUGUAAUCUGGGAGGACAAUAAAGGAGGCGCGAUGAGCCAGC